Molecule: messenger RNA, 3691 nt
Organism: Drosophila sulfurigaster albostrigata
Lineage: Eukaryota; Metazoa; Arthropoda; Insecta; Diptera; Drosophilidae
Gene: Pdzd8
Product: PDZ domain-containing protein 8
Exons: 8
Coding region: 346-3444 (1032 amino acids)
Biological process (GO): mitochondrial calcium ion homeostasis
Cellular component (GO): mitochondria-associated endoplasmic reticulum membrane contact site
Molecular function (GO): protein binding; lipid binding
Source: RefSeq, a predicted model, not a curated record
AGCAGUAUUGAUUUUAAUUUGUCGUUUGUUGUAGUAUAUUUAAGCAAACGUUGGUGGAAUUAACAAAGUACGAAAUUUUAAUGAAUAACAAUAUACAAAUGGACGGAGUGAUUAGCUAGCACUCAAAGUCCAAUUGUCAAUCCAUAUGGAUAUUGACGAGAUGAUUGGUAACAAAUUGUGAAUGCACGUACGAUAUGUACUACUCAUACAUAUAGUAUCUAACCCGUAUUUGAAAAGACUGAAACCGAUUUGACGUAUGCAAUUACAAGAGGAAGGGAAAUAAAACAUAGAAUUAGAAUCAGAGCGAAGCUGAAACAUUUGAAGGAUUCGAUAGCAACAAGCAAAAUGGAGAUUCCCAUAUCAAAUAUAUUGUUGCUCUGUCUAAUAUUCCUGCUAAUCGGUGGCGUAGUUAUGAUAUUACUUCAGUAUUUGCUCUUUAUCAAAUUCUCAAAUCUACCCGAUGAAAGCGAGGAACAGAAACAAAUGAGCGCUAUGUAUACAUUACCCACGAAUAUAAAGCAAACGGCACGAAAUCUAAACACUGGCCAAAACGAUGGCACCAACUACGAAGUUCAUCACAAUAAUGUGCAAAACUCAUCCACGUUGGGCUCCUUCAAUUUCGUUAUGCAGUUCCUGUUUCACGAAUUCAAAAACUCAAAUCGUGUACGCAAAUGGUUUUAUCGCAAGCUCACUAUUGAGCUAGAUGAGCUAAUUACUAAAACAACUACUGGAAAAUUACUGGACAAAUUAACGAUCAGGGAACUUGAGUUGGGCGACCAGUUUCCAGACAUUAAAUCUCUAUCGGUGCAUAAUGUGCAACUAGAUGAGGCAGAGCAGCGCAUCGAAAAUUUAGACUUGUUAAUGGAUAUUAACUACAUAGGGAAUUUCUCUACUUCCAUCGAUGCGGACAUGGUGCUGGGAAAGAAAGGUUCCAUUAUGCUAAAAGUGAAACAGCUAUCUGGCUUGGUCCGUCUACAGUUCACACGCAAACCGUACACGCACUGGUCGCUCAGCUUUUUGGGCGAUCCGGAACUCAAUUUGGUGGUUGAAUCCAAGUAUCAAGGGCGGCAAAUGCAAUCAAAUAUUACGAACCUCAUAUCGAAUCAAAUACGCAAAGCAGUCCGACGAAAACACACGCUGCCCAACUACAAACUGCGCUACAAACCCUUCUUCCACUGGACAGCCGAGCCGCAGGACGAGGCGGGCGGGGAGUGCGACAUACAGCCAAAUGGUGGACUCACAGUGCGUGUGGCCGAGCUGUCACGAUUGAUGGCCUGCCCCGGCACCAGUCACAUCUAUUGCACCAUUACGCUUGCGCCGGUUCCAUUCAUUGAGGCACAACAAAAGGAUAAUCGCAAUGUGCUCAUCUCACUGGAUGUUAUCAUACACAAGGCGAAGAAUCAGCAAAUCGGCAUUGUGUUCAAGCAGAGCACCAGUCAGGUGGUGAAAAUCGAAUCGAUACUGCCCAACACACCGGCCUGCAAAUCGAAUCUAUUGUCGGGCGAUAUUCUCGUUGCGAUUGAGGGCAAACAGGUGACGACGAUUCAGCAAAUCGCCAAGGUGGUCAAGAAUCUGCAGUCGACAGUCUGUUGCCUGCGCAUCGAACGCAUUAUUCCGGGCAUCAUACGCAACGAUGCCAUAUUGGAGGAUCUGGAGAAAUACGAUGAUCUAUGCGAUAUUCCAGCCACAGUUUCUGCUGCGGCGAAAUCGGAUGCUGACGAUGCAACUGAGAUCAACACCAAACUUUUGGCAGUGCAAAAAAGUCGCAACUCGAGCGAGUCGAGUCUAAGUGCAACGCCCACGAAUUCACCUAAAAAAUCAAAUAUUAUUGCCAAGGCCAUCAAGAAGACGAUGAGCCGUGAGAGCGGCGAUGCACAUAAAUCUGAUGAGACACCUUCAAAGUCGGCUGCCACUUUAACAGCUGAUGACAAGUCAACAGUCACAGGUACAGCGGGUGGUGAAAAGUCGCUGGAUGAUGUCAACUAUUUUUAUCAACACUCGACGAUCGACUGUCCGUUCAGUCCUCUCAUUCAUAUGGGCGAUUUGUCCAACUUUCAGCUGGAUGCCAACAGUCGGUAUAUCAAUGUGUGCGUCUUUGGCAAGUGUGCGGGCGAGAGUGUGCUGCUCGGCUACAAUAACAUACAGAUUGGUCAGAUAUUGGUCGAGUGUUGUGAAACAACGCUAAGUCAAUGUCUCAAACAGAUAAUUCUGAAUCCGGCCAAUCUAUUGCCUGUUAAAUCACAUCCAUUGUCGAAUCAGUCUGGCUUCAAUCCGAAUCUUUGCUUUGGCGAUAUUCUAUUCGGCUUUUCGUGGAAUGGCAGUCCAAAUAACGAGAGCACAUCAAAAACUCCCGGCAAGAGUUUGUCUCCUGUUAGAAGUCAAUCAACUACCAGUGAUAAAAACACCGAUGAUGGAAAUGCAGAGGCGGCAGCUGCAAAAUCCACGUAUUCGGAUGGCGCUGCAACAGCGGCGACAACGACAAAAGCCCACAACUUUAUACGCACCCAUUUCCACCGUGCCACACAGUGUGAUUUCUGUGGCAAGAAGAUCUGGCUAAAGGAUGCGAUGCAGUGCAAAGAUUGCACCAUGUGCUGUCACAAGAAAUGCAUUGCCAAAUGUCAAAACGCCACCGUCUGCGGCCCCGUCGAGUGCUAUGCACCCCCAACAACAACCCAGACAACAGUUGUCAAUAAGCCCGAGUUUACAAUUACCCAAGCCGAGUACAUCGACCUCGUGGAGCCAAAAAGUUCGAGUGGUGCCAUGCAACCCGAUGAGGCGAGCUUCGAUGGCGGCAUUGAGCCAACGCAGCAGGGCAAUCUCGAUGUGCACCGAGCGAGUCUAACCGAAAUGCUUGCCCAGGGCAUCAAGCGACAGGCAAGCAAUCUGGAUAUACCAGGCAUAGUGUCAUCAUUAUCCGGCAACAAUUCGCCAAUUAACUCCAAGAGUCUACCUCCGAGUCCGCAACAGUCGCUAUCGCGAAAGACGUCAAUGUCCGAAGAAGCAUUGAAGCAACAACUUCCAAAUCAAAAUCCUUUUGUGCGCGUUACACAGCAUUUAGAGGCUUUGCCAUUGGAGUGUGCAACAUUCAGUUUCGAACAAGUCGUGCUCAUCACUGAGCCCAUUGUUAAGCAUUCUCGUAACGAGGAUCUCAUGAAUCUGGCCAAAAGUUACAGCAAGGAUCUCUAUACGGAAAUUCCACCCAAUGAGCGUGUAGCCAAAAUUAAUGAACUGCUGACGAAACUGAAGAUUGCAUUGGAUGCCGAAACUGAGGGUUACACAACGCCUCAAACUGAUGGCCAAAAGUUGAAGUUGAAGUCAGACUCGCCGUGGAAAGCAAUGGCUAGCACAAAGAAUCAGUCAGAGGAGCGGGUACAGGCCCUCAGCAUUAUAAUGCUCUAUUUGUGCACAGGGUUGCAGCAUGCCCAGGGCGUGGUAACGCAGUAGAGAAGAAAAAGAAGCGAAAAGAUUAAAUGAAUGAAUCCAGUUUUAUAUACUUACAUUUGACUCGACUGUAAAUGUGUGUUAGUGAGUAACCUAAGGGCAUUUUUAAUCCGUGUUGUGUUACGAAAAUAAUCCCAAUCGUUUAGACCGUUUGUUUGUCAAAAAAAAAAAAAAAAAAAUAGUAUGUCUAUAUAUGUAAUUAUUUCUAAUCGCAAAAUUUGUCGAAUUACAAAAUCAUUGAUAUAUCAUA